Messenger RNA from Manacus vitellinus (golden-collared manakin), 6390 nucleotides. It is a transcript of the gene NFATC3, whose product is annotated as nuclear factor of activated T cells 3. Bases 147 to 3092 code for a protein of 981 amino acids. Gene Ontology annotation, cellular component: transcription regulator complex. Gene Ontology annotation, molecular function: DNA-binding transcription factor activity, RNA polymerase II-specific; RNA polymerase II cis-regulatory region sequence-specific DNA binding; transcription factor binding. The transcript has 11 exons. The record is from RefSeq and is a predicted model, not a curated record. NCBI's taxonomy places the organism in Eukaryota, Metazoa, Chordata, Aves, Passeriformes, Pipridae. Gene Ontology annotation, biological process: calcineurin-NFAT signaling cascade; regulation of transcription by RNA polymerase II; cytokine production.
UACCAGAGUCCAAAUACAGUCCACUAGGUGGACCCAAACCCUUCGAGUGCCCCAGUAUUCAAAUUACAUCGAUCUCACCCAACUGUCAUCAGGGGAUCGAAGCCAGUGAAGAUGAACUACACACAAAUGGCACAGAAAAUGACUAUAUGGAAAGGCCUUCACGGGACCAUCUCUAUCUUCCUCUUGAGCCAUCAUACAGGGAAUCAUCCCUUAGUCCAAGCCCUGCCAGCAGCAUUUCAUCCAGAAGUUGGUUUUCAGACGCUUCCUCUUGUGAAUCCAUUUCCCAUGUUUAUGAUGAUGUAGACUCAGAGCUAAAUGAAGCAGCUGCUCGAUUUACCCUUGGCUCUCCUUUGGCAUCACCUGGUGGUUCUCCGAGAGGUCCCAGUGAUGAAUCAUGGCAGCAGCCUUAUGGAUUUGGGCACUCCUUGUCACCUAGACAGUCUCCCUGUCAUUCUCCUAGAACUAGUAUUACAGAUGAAAAUUGGUUAAGCCCUAGACCAACAUCAAGGCCCUCAUCAAGACCUACAUCCCCUUGUGGGAAACGACGACACUCCAGUGCUGAGAUUUGCUAUGCUGGUUCUCUCUCUCCUCACCAUUCUCCAACUCCAUCACCUGGCCAUUCUCCCAGAGGAAGCAUAACAGAAGACACGUGGCUAAACACUUCCAUCCAUAAUGUACAAGGCCUUAAUUCUGGCCUUUCACCAUUUCAGUGUUGUACAGAGACUGAUAUUCCUCUAAAAACAAGAAAGACCUCAGAGGAUCAGACCGCCACUUUAUCUGGAAAGGUCGAUAUCUGUCCUGAAGAGCAGGGUAACUUGUCAUCAUCCCUCGAAACUGCAGUAGAUGAUUGCUCUGGAUCUCAGCACACCUUGAAAAAAGACUUGCCCGGAGACCAAUUUCUUUCUGUUCCUUCACACUUUACUUGGAACAAACCGAAGCCUGGUCAUACUCCUAUAUUUCGCACAUCUUCAUUGCCACCUCUUGACUGGCCUUUACCAAGUCAUUAUGGGCAGUGUGAACUGAAAAUAGAAGUCCAGCCUAAAACUCAUCACAGAGCUCACUAUGAAACAGAAGGAAGCCGAGGAGCAGUAAAAGCAUCUACUGGAGGACACCCUGUAGUGAAGCUCCUGGGCUACAGUGAAAAGCCCGUGAACCUCCAAAUGUUCAUCGGGACAGCGGACGAUCGGUACCUGCGGCCUCACGCCUUCUACCAGGUGCACCGGAUCACUGGGAAAACAGUCGCGACAGCCAGUCAAGAGAUAAUCAUUGCCAGCACCAAAGUUUUGGAAAUUCCACUUCUUCCCGAAAAUAAUAUGUCAGCCAGUAUCGAUUGUGCUGGUAUUUUGAAGCUUCGCAAUUCAGACAUAGAGCUCCGUAAAGGAGAGACAGAUAUCGGAAGGAAGAACACCAGAGUGCGACUUGUGUUCCGUGUUCACAUCCCACAGCCUAGUGGAAAAGUCUUAUCUCUGCAGACUGCUUCCAUCCCCGUUGAAUGCUCUCAGCGGUCUGCUCAAGAGCUUCCUCAGAUUGAGAAGUACAGCAUCAAUAGUUGCUCAGUAAAUGGAGGUCAUGAAAUGGUGGUGACAGGAUCCAAUUUUCUUGCAGAAUCCAAAAUUAUAUUUUUUGAAAAAGGACAAGAUGGACGACCUCAGUGGGAGGUAGAAGGGAAAAUAAUUAGGGAAAAGUGUCAAGGGGCAAACAUCGUACUUGAAGUUCCUCCAUACCAUAACAAAACCAUUACAGCUGCAGUUCAGGUGCAGUUUUAUCUCUGCAAUGGCAAGAGGAAAAAAAGUCAGUCUCAACGUUUUACUUAUACACCAGGCAACGUCCAGGGCCUGCAUUCGAUCCGAACUCAGCUGCCUUCACCAGAGCAAGGGCACCCACAUGACAGUUUGCUGUCUACGUCACCCAGGAGCCUUGUGUGUCCUGUUCAAGCACCGUAUACAGCAAUGGUGACCUCAGCAGUGUCCCACCUGCCACACGUGCAAGGUAGAAACCUUAGUCCAAGUGAAGAGUGUCAUGUUUUGCCUCCUGCUGUGGUUCAGUCUUUUCAGGUAACAUCAGCACCUUCUGUGAGGCCUUCUUACCCGCCUAUGCAGUCUAAUAACGUGUACAAUGGACAGUCUGGUCUUCCUAUGAACUCUGCCUCCAGCCAAGGAUUUGAUGCUAUUUCAUUUCCUCAAGACACAGCUGUACCUCAUUUGAUAAAUCUUGGCUGCCAAGCUCUACCACCAGUGCAGUUUCAUUCUUCAAAUCCAGGUUCUGUGUCAACAUCAAGUACAGCAGGGCACCCAUUGGCACAUCCAGCUCAUUCAGGAGAGUCAUCUGCUCACCUGCCAUCAAUGGGAUACCACUGCCCAAGCACUGGGCAGGGCUCCAUCCCUUCUGCAAUGGGUCUCUCCCUUGGGCAGUCUUCUCCCCAGCUGCAGCAAGUCCCAUACCAUUCUACAAAUCCGGCAUCCGCUUCAUCCCCGUCCCCGACAGCUUCCCACCCAUUGGUCCACUCGCCGCUGUCUGGACCUUCCUCUCCGCAGCUACAGCCUCUGCCUUACCAGUCUCCAAGCUCGGGACCCACCUCCUCCCCCCCACCCACUAGUCACUCAGGCCAGCACUCCCCCCAGGCCCCCAGCCCUGCCCUGGGGGCUCUCAGCGCUGUGUCACCCCUCGGGCACCACUCUGUGUGCGACUCAUCUCCGUUUGCACCCGAUGGGGCAGCUAUUAACAUUAAACCCGAACCUGAGGAUCGAGAGCUGAAUUUUCAAACCAUAGGACUACAAGACAUCACACUAGAUGAUGACAGUUUUAUCUCUGACCUGGAAUACCAGCCAUCAGGUUCAACAGAGAAAUGGACUCAACAUUCAGCAUUCAUGUCCAACUCCUAUGUGGAAAAUCUAGAGGUUGAGGAACUAGAGAUUCUCAUGCCCAAAGUCCUUGGAAAAAAGAGACAUGUUGCAGGACCUGUCCAAGUGAAUGAGAUCAUAGGAAGAGAUAUGUCACAGAUCUCAGUGUCACAUGGAACAGCAGUGGCCAGCCAGCCUGCACGUGCGUGUCCUGGAUCUCUGGAGACAAGAAUAUCUGAUGGAAUCCAGUAAUGGAUGAGCUAACAACUAAGCAUCCAUGAAAACUUCACAAUUUCUCUGAAUAUUUCUUCAUCCUCUUCCUCUUUAGACUUACUGUGCUUCCAACUCUGUGGCCUUUAUGAACUGGAACAGUGGAUCCUUGCAAAGCCCUUUCAGUGGGUUACAUUUUUGAUGUAGAGACAGAGCAUUUUAAUUAUAGUUCCUCAGAUGCUGUAAAGAGACUUCUUAAAAUGGACACACAGAAUCUACACCAGAUAUUUUAACUAUUUUAAAGUUACAAAUGAGCUCUGCUUUUUGCAUUUAAAUAGAAUACUUUUAUAUUGUAAGUGCUUCAGGUGUGUGGAGAGGUUAGUUUGCUCUUAUAAUAUUCACAGUACUGAAUGUGGAAAACACAUCUUCAGUGUGCUGCUUUCCCUUAGAGAUAGUAGAGUUUGUAACUGAUGAUUUGUAACACCUUUUGGUCAUUUUGGAAAGCCUUUAAAGCUUCUAUUAUUAAUUUUUUUUAGUAAGAUCUUCCAGUGGCAAAUCAUACCUGUCAUCUGAAGCCAAUGCCACGGAAGCCAUUGUGUAUAUGAAUACUGUAGUGUUUUCUUUCUUAGAUUCAUAGGAAGCAAAGCCAAAUGUAGAUCUGCACUUGUUUAUAAACUGAAAAUGUUACUUGAUAGGCAAAAAGACCAUUCCAUCAUGAAAGUGUUGGGAUAGAAAUUACAUUCCAAAAUUUAACUUUUAUAACUUUGUGGAUAAUCUUCCUGAUCUUUAUUAGCACAGGCUCCUUCUUGAAAUAGCUUUUUUCUUAGAAAGUUACAUUUUUAAUCAAAUUUGAGCAGUAGGAUUUUAGAUUAAAGAACAGCAACAUCAAAGCCAUGUUAGAUACAGGAGAAAAUUUUAUAUUUGCUGAGGAUCUAAAUGUUCCCUGAGGAAUAUGGUUUUGAAAUCACCAGUUCAGUGGCAUUCAAGUUUUUGAUGCAAUAAAUCAUUUGAUCACAUCUGUACGUUUUAUAUGCUGUAUGCCUGAUCAUGCCACUUGGAAGUCCUAAGGAGAUGACAAUUACAGUUCCUUAAAUUUAGGCUGUUUAUAAAUGUCAGUUUGCUCAAAAGUAAUUUACUGUGAAUUAGUGGUUAGGUAGUGUAAUGUGUCCAUGUUGAAUUGUAAAGGUGUGAAGCAGAAGCUACCAAAGAAAUCCAGCAGAUUCCCCACGGCAGCAGUGAACUCUGUGCUGUGCUCCGAGGAUGCAUCUCCCUUACCCCCAUGAUCUGCUAAAUUGGAAACAAUCUGUUCACAGAGGCUUUACAAUCAGACACCUUGGAGAGGAUGUGAAAGUGCCAGUGUCACACGCAUUUCCCUGCCCCAAAAGGCACUCAUUUCCAGAGCUUUCCUCCGUGGAACACACAGGGUACAACAGUCACAGCAAAGUGAGACUGAAGGAAUGGAAUGUCAGAACAUCCGAGAUGUUCAGUUUAGUUCCUCAGUGGGGUGAGCCAUGGUGCUCUAACAAAAAUUGAGUGAAUUAACUCAAAGAAUUGGAAAAUUAAAAAGUCUAUCUGCGUUGGAUCCAGUUCGGACAACUGGGGACAUUUUAGCAGUUGAACACACGGGGAGCACAUGCCUCUCUCUGUAGAGUGGUCUGACAGGGGAAAGUGCUGAGUUAUAAUGCCUGCAGGAGGAAACACAGGUUCUACUGAUGUUGCAUUUUGGCAAACAGUCAUGGGGAAAACUUUCCAUUGAGCCUUUUGCAAACAAAACACUACACCUGAAGUCAGUGCCCAAGCAAUACCAUUACAGUUGCUAUAAUCACAUCUCCGUAAUAGCUGAAUCAUGAACUUUUAAAAAGGACAUACGUUGAGCAGGUGAAAUUAUAAUUUUAUCACGUAACUUCCUUUUAAGAGUGCAGCCUGAGGUUACUAUCUUGAUGUUUCAUAAUUAUUUCAAACAACUUAGUGCUAGGCCACUAUCUACCUGCUGGGAAUCUUAAGCAUCCUUUUUGUGAAUGUACUGUUCAGUGGUGCAAAUCUUGAAAUUUGCAGAAAAAAAUUGGCAGGGCUGGAAUAUGAAAAGUGUGAUAUUGUAAUUGUCCUCAGCAGUGGUGCUUUACUCUGUCCUCUACUCAUGUUAAAGAUCCUACAAAGGACUCACAUGCUCAGAAAUACAUCUACUUGUGUUUUUAACACCUUAAUAACAAAACAAACCACACAACACUGUAAACUGUGUAAUCUGUCUUCAGAGUGUGUGCUGGUGGCGAGGCAUGUUCCAGUUUUCAUUCCUGUGUUGGGUCGUUUGCAUUAACCAUUGUUUGUAGGAGAAUUCUGACUUAAAAGCUUUUCAUACUAUAUGGGAUUUAUGCUCCUUUAUCCUGCUGGUACAGACUCUCCUUGCAAGUUCUCCAAGUAGCUGGAAUUCACACUGUACCUAAAAUACAGGAGCCCAAACAAUCCGGAGUUGCUAUGCACUAAAUUUUCUGAUGCCUUUAAAUACCUUGAUGCCUGUAGACAUAGAGACGCUUUCCUAUUUAAAAAUGAAAUUUAAAAAAAUAGCUUUGGAUACUAAAGCAGUUUUGUAUUUGCCUUGUAAAAGCUUCAAUACAAGGGUCUUAAUUUUAUUUUAGCUUGUGUGAUAACGUAGGUAAAGACUGUUAAUCUUCUAUAAUUUUAGUGAUAUAAAAAGCACAGGAUCUCUAUUCGACUAUGCAAAUUUAAUUAAACAGCAGAACCCGGCAACUGUUGAUAUUUUGUUGGCAUCCACUUCCUUGCCCUUAAGUCCUGUAUUCUCCCUGAGUAGUUUUCCAAAAAUUAUAAGUAAUUUAGAUUAUCCUGAAGGAAAGCCUUAAAGAUGAGGUAGCUUUUCUAUAAGGAGGGUCAAAGGUCAAUGUUCAAAAAAAAAUUAAGGGGUAGCAUAUUAAUCCAGGGGGGAGGAGGGUGAGUUUUGAAAUUACUAUAAACUAGCAAUCCAAAUUUCUGUAGUAAAACUUAUCUGUUAUCAGGGGAACUGCCACCCUUUUUAAACCAAAGAAUGAAAAGAACGUAAUAGUUUUGUUCUGAUACAAAGCUUUGAAACUCUAUUUUUGAUACUCAUAAUGGAUGUCAUUCCUUGAGGUUUGGAAAUCGUUCAAAUUGAAGUUUUAUAUUUAAAAAUGUGGGACAAUAAAGAUUAAGUUCUAGAUGUUUACAGAGCCUUGUAUUGUAAUUUCAUGUACAUUUUGUAUUUUAAACAUUUUUGUAAGUUAUGAUUGCAGUGCUACUUGCAGAAAUAAAGGGAAAAACUUGCAUUUAGGCUCUUAAAUCGUAGUGUUCAAAUAAAUAAAAAUAAUGCAAA